Messenger RNA from Talpa occidentalis (Iberian mole), 336 nucleotides. RefSeq names its product alpha-ketoglutarate dehydrogenase component 4-like. The transcript has a single exon. The record is from RefSeq and is a predicted model, not a curated record. The coding region runs from base 1 to 336 and encodes 111 amino acids. Lineage: Eukaryota; Metazoa; Chordata; Mammalia; Eulipotyphla; Talpidae. Gene Ontology annotation, biological process: 2-oxoglutarate metabolic process.
AUGGGGUGGGAGAACUAUGUGGACUAUGUAUACAGCAAAAUGGCGUCCGCCAGCAGGGUCGUUCAGGUAGUCAAGCCACAUACUCCACUAAUAAGAUUCCCAGAUAGAAGAGACAAUCCGAAACCCAAUGUAUCAGAAGCUUUGGGAUCAGCAGGACUACCAUCUCAUUCUUCCUCAAUUUCACAACAUUCUAAAGGAAGCAAAUCACCAGAUUGGCUGAUGUAUCAGGGCCCACCAGACACUGCAGAAAUAAUAAAAACAUUACCUCAGAAAUAUAGAAGGAAACUUGUGUCUCAGGAAGAAAUGGAAUUUAUCCAGCGUGGAGGUCCGGAAUAA